Molecule: messenger RNA, 574 nt
Organism: Exserohilum turcica Et28A
Lineage: Eukaryota; Fungi; Ascomycota; Dothideomycetes; Pleosporales; Pleosporaceae
Exons: 1
Coding region: 63-359 (98 amino acids)
Source: RefSeq, a predicted model, not a curated record
CAUUGCUGUCAAGGUCAGCGAACAUUACUUGCACGUGGGCAUCAUCCCGUCGUGCUGCCUAUAUGUCUGGUAUUGAGACCUCUCCGAAUACAACCCACGCCCCGUCUGAGCAACCAGCGAUUGAAGAACCGACGAGAAGGAAACAGCUAACUUGCAUUCUCUGUCAGUCAGACCAAGUUCCCCUCGCUUCCAACAUCCCCUCCAGGCUAGGCGAGCGACAUGCCACAAAGUAUCUUUUCUUCGGGCAAACAGAAAGUCAGCCCUUGGUAUCAGACGUUCCAGUGACCAGGUCCUGCCCUUACAAGCCAUACUAUGCAUCUGGACGUAUAAGACAUGGAUCUUUCCUGAUCCACAUCUAAGGUCAUGGGUUCCGCGCUUAUCACACCACCUGCAUGAUUUUUUUUUCCGCGGAGGGUAGUUUUUAGAAGCGGCCUUGGUACGGUGUGACAAGCCCGGGGGUGUUCUCCGCGGUCUUGACAAGCUUCCAUGCAGGACGGGGCCUCAUCGCCCUACUGAUAAUAAUUGCUGCGCCCAGCGUUCUAAUAUUUGCUUCCACUUUUGCUGGUACACGGCU